AUAGAGGAGGAGUGAAUGGAGAGUUCAGUUUUCAGGGCGUAUGAGGAAGUUGCUGUAGGAAGAAAAACAACCGAGCUGCUCUUUGCAAAAUGCCUGGAAAGAAAGUCUGUAUCGUGGGAUCUGGAAACUGGGGCUCCUCCAUCGCCAAGAUCGUCGGGCACAAUGUGAAGAGGUCCAACCGCUUCGACCCCAUGGUCAACAUGUGGGUGUUUGAGGAGGAGGUGGACGGCAGGAAGCUCACGGAGAUCAUCAACACCGACCACGAGAACGUCAAAUACCUGCCGGGCCACAAGCUGCCCAGGAAUGUGGUCGCCGUCCCCGACAUCACAGAGGCCGUCAAAGGAACGAAGAUCCUCAUCUUCGUCAUCCCGCACCAGUUCAUCGCCAAACUGUGUGACCAGAUGAAGCCCCACGUCACUGAGGGAACCAUCGGGAUAUCCCUCAUCAAAGGUGUGGACGAGGGCCCAGACGGCCUGAAGCUGAUCUCAGACAUCAUCCGAGAGAAGCUGGAGAUCGAGGUCAGCGUCCUGAUGGGAGCCAACAUCGCCAACGAGGUGGCAGACGAGAAGUUCUGUGAAACCACCAUCGGAGCAAAGAACGAGGCGAACGGACACAUCUUCAAGGAGCUGCUGCAGACUCCCAACUUCCGCAUCACGGUGGUGACGGAGGGCGACACGGUGGAGCUGUGUGGAGCCUUAAAGAACAUCGUGGCCGUGGGCGCUGGGUUCUGCGACGGCCUCGGCUUCGGCGACAACACCAAAGCGGCGGUGAUCAGGCUGGGUCUCAUGGAGAUGAUCGCCUUCGCCAAGCUGUUCUGCAAAGGCCCAGUGACCUCGUCCACCUUCCUGGAGAGCUGCGGCGUGGCCGACCUCAUCACCACCUGCUACGGGGGACGCAACCGCAAAGUGGCCGAGGCCUUCGUCACGACCUCCAAGUCCAUCGCUGAGCUGGAGGCGGAGAUGCUGAACGGCCAGAAGCUUCAGGGUCCACAGACGUCAGCUGAGGUUUAUAAGAUCCUACAGAAGAAAGACAUGGUCAACAAGUUCCCUCUGUUUGCAGCCGUCUACCAGAUCUGCUUCGAGGGCAAAGAGGUGAAAGAGUUCAUCACCUGCCUCCAGAACCACCCUGAGCACAUGUGAGCGGUGUGACGACGCCUCACCGCCACCAGAUGGCGACAGAGAUCCUCGAGCUGGAAACGCACAACUUAACUCAGUCAAUUCAACCAAAGGCACUUUUUAUAUCUUUUCAUUAGAAACAUUUCAUCAAGCAAACUACUUUCAUUUAGCUUCAAAAGCAAUUUGUUUUAUUCAUGUUGUACUUAUUUUAAAAUGACUAAUUUUACUUGUGAAAAGUUGGUUAAAGAGUUAGAAAAUGAAAGUUAAAGAUAUUAAAUAAAUGAUGAUGAAUAUGAGGUAAAUAAUAUGUUAUAUUGCAGCCUAAAACUACAAUAAAAAUGGUAUAAAAAUACCAAAUGCUGUACUUGUUGCCUUAAAUACUACA
Molecule: messenger RNA, 1500 nt
Organism: Platichthys flesus (European flounder)
Lineage: Eukaryota; Metazoa; Chordata; Actinopteri; Pleuronectiformes; Pleuronectidae
Product: glycerol-3-phosphate dehydrogenase 1-like protein
Exons: 8
Coding region: 90-1139 (349 amino acids)
Biological process (GO): glycerol-3-phosphate catabolic process; carbohydrate metabolic process
Cellular component (GO): glycerol-3-phosphate dehydrogenase (FAD) complex; cytosol
Molecular function (GO): NAD binding; glycerol-3-phosphate dehydrogenase [NAD(P)+] activity; protein homodimerization activity
Source: RefSeq, a predicted model, not a curated record